AUGGAAGACAAGAUGAACAACACCCCUUCCCAUGAGGACCUUGGGCACAACAUCACCCGGGGCCUCACGAACGGAACGGGAAUCACAAUGCCUCCUGAAGUCUUUGAGAAGCUCUAUCUCUCGCCCCACAACAAAGUGAAGGGAAGUCUAAGGCAAACUUUUGCGAACCCUACACCCAUCGGUAUCUGUGGAUUCAUCAUCGCACUAGGGCCUCUGGCUUGUAGUUUGAUGGGAUGGCGGGGAGCCGCAAGCCCUGGUUUCUCAGGAAUCCCCCAAUACAUCUACUUCGGUGGCAUUCUGAUGAUCUUAAGCUCAAUACUCGAGUUCUUCCUCGGAAAUACGUUCCCUGCUGUGGUCUUUUCGGCCUUUGGCGCCUUCUGGCUCACCUUCGCCGGCACUUUACUUCCUCAGUUCAAUGCGUUUGCCGCAUAUGCUCCCGCAGACGCAGCAAGCGCCGCCGAGGGUCUACAAACGACUGAAUUUAACUCCGGAUUCGGCUUCUAUACCCUUUCCAUGGCGCUCCUCAGCUUUGUUUUCCUGAUUUGCUCGUUUCGGACCAACAUUCCGUUUGUCAUCAUUUUCUUCACGCUUGUCCUGGCCCUUAGUCUGAUCACCGGCGCGUAUUGGUCUCUGGCCGGUGGAUACCUCGAAAAUGCCGCCUAUGCUACGAAGCUGUUGCAGGCCUCUGGAGCGUGCUUAUUCGUGACCACUGCGUGCGGCUGGUGGAUCUUUAUGGCGCUGAUGUUGGCAUCGGUUGAUUUCCCGUUCUCGCUCCCUAUUGGAGACUUGAGCACACGGGUGCCCGGCUCCCGAAAGCCUGCAGACUGCGAGGCGUAA
Messenger RNA from Parascedosporium putredinis, 837 nucleotides. NCBI's taxonomy places the organism in Eukaryota, Fungi, Ascomycota, Sordariomycetes, Microascales, Microascaceae. The record is from the annotation of a GenBank genome assembly.